Messenger RNA from Mandrillus leucophaeus (drill), 1407 nucleotides. Its product is annotated as chromosome unknown open reading frame, human C17orf75. The transcript has 10 exons. The coding region runs from base 48 to 1238 and encodes 396 amino acids. Lineage: Eukaryota; Metazoa; Chordata; Mammalia; Primates; Cercopithecidae. Gene Ontology annotation, cellular component: trans-Golgi network. The record is from RefSeq and is a predicted model, not a curated record.
AGGGGAGCGGUUUGGCGGAGACACAGGGCCACCCAGAGGCCGUCGCGAUGCUCCCCUCCUUGCAGGAAUCGCUGGAUGGAGAUGAAAAGGAGCUAGAGAGUAGCGAGGAGGGAGGCUCAGCCGAGGAGCGGAGACUCGAGCCGCCGUCCAGCAGCCACUACUGUCUUUACAGCUACCGCGGAAGCAGAUUGGCACAGCAACGAGGGGACAGUGAUGACGGAAGCCCAAGUGGCACAAAUGCAGAAACUCCCUCUGGUGAUGAUUUCAGCCUCUCCUUGGCGGAUACUAAUCUACCAUCUGAAGUGGAGCCAGAGCUGCGCAGUUUUAUUGCUAAGCGUCUUUCAAAAGGUGCAGUCUUUGAAGGGCUGGGUAAUGUUGCAUCUGUGGAGCUGAAAAUUCCAGGUUACCGAGUUGGUUGUUAUUACUGCCUUUUCCAAAAUGAAAAAUUGCUUCCUGAAACAGUAACGACAGACUCUGAACAUAACCCUUCAGAAUAUGUGGUCUGUUUUUUAGGAGGGUCUGAAAAAGGACUUGAGCUUUUCAGGCUUGAAUUGGACAAGUACGUUCAAGGGCUGAAAAAUAACAUGAAUUGUGAGGAAAGGGGCCUGGAGAGUCACAGAAAGUCCUAUCUGAGCAGCUGGUUUGAGGAUGUUGUAUGCCCAAUCCAAAGGGUUGUUCUUCUCUUUCAGGAAAAGCUUACCUUUCUGCUACAUGCUGCUUUGAGUUAUACUCCUGUUGAAGUUAAAGAAUCAGAUGAAAAAACAAAGACAGACAUUAACAGGUUUCUGAGUGUGGCCAGUCUUCAAGGACUUAUUCAUGAAGGCACCAUGACUUCUUUGUGCAUGGCCAUGACAGAGGAGCAACAUAAGUCUGUGGUCAUCGAUUGCAGCAGCUCCCAGCCUCAGUUCUGCAAUGCAGGAAGUAACCGGUUUUGUGAGGAUUGGAUGCAAGCUUUUUUAAAUGGUGCUGAAGGAGGUAACCCUUUUCUUUUCCGACAAGUACUGGAGAACUUUAAACUAAAGGCCAUACAAGACACAAACAAUUUGAAGAGAUUUAUCCGACAGGCGGAAAUGAAUCAUUAUGCUUUGUUUAAAUGUUACAUGUUCCUAAAGAACUGUGGUAGCGGAGAUAUACUUUUGAAGAUUGUUAAAGUGGAACAUGAAGAAAUGCCUGAAGCCAAAAAUGUGGUAGCUGUCCUUGAAGAAUUCAUGAAAGAAGCUCUUGACCAAAGUUUUUAAUCAUAUGUUUUCAGAUAAUUGUAUGAUCAAGUGAUAUAUUUAAGUCUUAGUGUUUGAAAUUGCAGUUAUAAUUGUUCAUAGGAUUGCUAUUUAAGAUGAUUUGAAACUCAAUCCAGAUUUUCUUUUCGUAUUUUACCAAUUUAACUUAAACAAAAAUCUGAGGAACAUC